AGGAGACUGAUAGCAGCUUUCCAUUAACUGCUGCUCCUAUCAACAUGUUGCAUGCUGACAUCAAAGAAGAGGUCCCUGAAGAAAACAAUCCUGAUGUGGACCAGCAGGAGCUGCAGCUUCUCUACACAAAGGAGGAAGGUGAAAGAAUCUGUGGCAGCCAGAAAGGAGAGCAAGAGAAUUUGAAGGAGGAGACUGAAGAUACCAGGUUUCCAUCAACUGUUGUUAAUAUGAAGAGUGAAGAGGAUGAAGAGAAACCUCCAUUCUCUAACUAUAAUGAACAGCCGACAGAAGUCAGAGAUUUUACAACCAGCACUUCAGUUGACUGUAUAAAAGUGAACAAUAAAGACGGGGACUCAAAUGUGGAUUCAAUGAAAAAAGUUCACUUAAGAAUCCAUGCGGGAGAGAAACCUUUUGGUUGUGAUGCAUGCAGUAAAAGGUUUUCCAACAAGUCAAAUUUAAAAGCACACAAAAUAAUCCACACAGGGGACAAACCGUUUGGAUGUGAUGCAUGUGGUAGAAGAUUUUCCUGGAAGUCACAUUUAAAAAGACACAUGAAAAUCCACACAGGAGAGAAACCAUUUGGCUGUGAUGCAUGUGAUAAAUACUAUUCCUCAAAGUCAGGCUUAAUUAAUCAUAUGAGAAUUCACACAGGAGACAAACCUUUUGGUUGUGAUAUAUGUGGAAGGAUAUUUUCCAGAAAGCCGUAUUUAAAAACACACAUGAGAAUCCACACGGGAGAAAAACCUUUUGGUUGUGAUGCCUGUGGUAAAAGAUUUGCCGACAAAUCAUCCUUGUAUAACCAUAGGAGAAUCCACACAGGAGAGAAACCUUUUGAAUGUGACGCUUGUGGAAAAAGAUUUGCCUUUAGGAAAAAUUUAAAAAGACACAUGGACACCCACACAAGAGACAACCCCUUUGGUUGUGAUUGUUGUGGUAAAAGAUUUUUCCUUAACAAACAAUUAAAAAGACACUUAACAACCCAUACAGGAGAGAAACGUUUUGAUUGUGAUGCAUGUGGGAAAAUAUUUUCCAGAAAGUCACAUUUAAACCUGCACAUGAGAAUCCAUACAGGAGAGAAACCGUAUAGUUGUGUUGUAUGUGGGAGAAGAUUUUCCACUACAUCACAUUUCAAAACACACAUGAGAAUCCACACAGGAGAGAAACCUUUUGGUUGUGUUUUAUGCGGAAGAAGAUUUUCCAGAAAGUCAUAUUUUAAAACACACAUGAGAAGCCACACAGGAGAGCAACCCUUUGGUUGUGAUUCAUGUAGUAAAAGAUUUACCAACAAGACAGCCUUAAAUAGUCAUAUGAGAUCUCACACAAAAGAGAAGCCCUUUGGUUGUAAUGUAUGUGGUAAAAAAUGUUCCUCAAUGUCAGAAAUAAGCAAACACAUUAGAAUUCACACGGGAGAGAAACCCUUUGGUUGUGUUACUUGUGGAAAGAGAUAUUUCUCAAAUUCAGACUUAAAUAAACACAUGAAAAUACACAUUGGAGAAAAAGCUUUUGUUUGUGAUGCUUGUGGAAAAAGAUUUAACCUCAAGUGUCAUUUAAAAAAACACAUGAUGAUCCACACAGGAGAGAAACCCUUUGGUUGUGAUGCAUGUGGUCAAAGAUUUUCCUGUAAGUCACAUUUAAACACACACACAAGAAUCCACACAGGAGAGAAAGCUUUUGGUUGUGAUGUUUGUGGGAGAAGAUUUUCCUCAAAUUCAAAUUUAAAAGCACACACAAGAAUCCAUACAGGUGACAAACCCUUUGGCUGUUAUACAUGUGGAAAAAGAUUUUCCACCAAUUCACAUCUUAAAAAACACAUAGGAAUUCACACUGGUGAGAAACCCUUUGGGUGUGAUGCUUGUGGUAAAAGAUUUUUCUCAAAUUAUGACUUAAAUAGACACAUGAAGAUGCACAUUGGAGAGAAAUCUUUUGGUUCGAGGCAGCCGAAAUUAUAAAGUCUAACAGCAGCUAGGAGGAAAGACUUAUAGAAGUACUCUAUACAGCAUGUGGGUUGCAGCAGUCUGUUGAAAGAGCUCUCCAGUUCCAUGAGUGUGAGGUGUAGACAGGGCUCUGACUAGUAAGUGCUUUGAGACUUUUAACUCUACUCUUUGAGCAAUGGGUAGUCCAUGUAAGGACCUCAGAAUGGGAUUAAUAUGAUUGUACUUUGUUUUUGUAAGGAUUGUAGAAGUAGUAUUUAGAAUUUUGAAUAUGUUUUAGUUGUCUUAUUGAUUUUUUUUGACAGUCCUGUAAAAACAGUGUUACAAUAAUAGUCUGCUGAAAACAAAUGAACACAUUUUUCAAAGUCUUGUUCUGACAAUAUCUAUUUAUGUGAUAAUAUGGUGUCUUAAUGAUACAUUUAAUGUUAUUGUUGAGAUUCAGGUACAUGAUAAUGCCAAGGUUUCUAGCUUUGUCAGAGCUCUUUAGACCAAUGAACUGAAGGUGGGCACUGAAUUCUAAUCUAUUCUGUUUUGGUCUGCUGUGGAAAAUUUUAUUGAUGUAUGUAACUCUGAUAAUGCCUUGUCUGGAUGCACCUGCAUAACUUUCCUGUAUGAAAUAAGCUCACAUGCUUACAGAUUUACUAUUGUGUUUUCUUUAUCCAAGGACACAGAGGAGUUGUGUUAGAUAGGAACUGGAUCGUACCAGUGGCUGCACUCCUCUGAAGAUUACUCCCACUUCCUAUGUUAACCCAUGAUGUAUAAAGGUUUAGUGUUUCCUUUUCCUUUCACUACUUGUUCUGACUGCAUUGGGGGACAGAUACAUUCAAAUGCUUCAUGCCUUUGAAUUAAAACUUGAAAAUACAAA
Fundulus heteroclitus (mummichog) is the source of this 2796-nucleotide messenger RNA. RefSeq names its product gastrula zinc finger protein XlCGF57.1-like. The transcript has 2 exons. NCBI's taxonomy places the organism in Eukaryota, Metazoa, Chordata, Actinopteri, Cyprinodontiformes, Fundulidae. Bases 45 to 1949 code for a protein of 634 amino acids. The record is from RefSeq and is a predicted model, not a curated record.